GCCGGCACGUGGCGCCGCGAGCACCAUCGUGGCCCCGGAAUGCGCAGGCGCAGUCGGGCCCAGACUACAUCUCCCGGCGGCCCCUGCGCCAUGGUGGCCGCCCGCCUCCUUCCCGGCAGCGCCCGCCGUCCCUUCCGGCUGCGAGCGGCGGCGGCGGCUCCGCGGGGCGGGCCCGCCCCGCCAUGGCGUCCUGCGCUGACAUCCUCCGCUCCGAGUUCCCCGACUUGGACGGCGAGCUCUUCGCUUACGUGACGGGGAUCCUGCACGGCGGCGGGGCGGACUUCGAGUCAGUGGACGAGCUGGAGGAGGCGGUGGGCGCGCUGUUGCGGGAGGUGUCGCAGGACACCAAGGACGACGGCGCCAUCAGGGAGAUCUGCCAGCGCCUCUUCAACACCCUGCAGCUGGACGAGGGCCAAGCCCAGCGCUGCAGCCAGGUGUUGCUGGAUGCCCCCAUCCAGCUUUCCCAGAUCACUGAUGGAUACGGUGACGCCAGCGCGGAUCUGCUGCCGGGGCUGCUGCUGAAGAGAGGCCAGGGCUCGAUGGUGAAUGCCAAGAAACUGGAGAAGGCAGAAGCCAGGCUGAAAGCCAAGCAGGACAAGAGGCUGGAGCGGGAUUCCCUGAAGUCAUCGGGCCCUGUAGUCCUUGAGGAGGCAUCUGCCAGCCAAGCUUCCAGCAAGAAGGAGACUCGCAUGGAGUCGUCAGGCAAGAACAAGUCGUACGACGUGCGCAUCGAGAACUUCGACGUGUCCUUCGGGGAGCGUGUCCUGCUGACGGGAGCAGACCUGAACCUGGCCUUCGGGCGGCGCUACGGGCUGGUGGGCAGGAACGGGCUGGGGAAGACCACGCUGCUGAAGAUGAUCGCCAGCCAGAGCCUGCGCAUCCCCUCGCACAUCAGCAUCCUGCACGUGGAGCAGGAGGUGGCAGGGGAUGACACACCAGCGCUGCAGAGUGUGCUGGAGUGUGACACCACUCGUGAGAGCCUGCUGCGGGAGGAGAGGGACCUGACAGCCAAGAUCAGUUCUGGCAGGGGAGAAGGGACAGAAGGUGCCAGACUGUCAGAGAUCUAUGCUAAGCUGGAGGAGAUUGAGGCAGACAAGGCCCCAGCAAGGGCGUCCGUCAUUCUUGCUGGGCUGGGCUUUAAUGCAAAGAUGCAACAACAGACAACCAAAGAGUUUUCUGGAGGCUGGAGAAUGAGACUGGCCUUAGCCAGAGCCCUGUUUGCCAGGCCAGAUCUCCUUCUGCUGGAUGAGCCAACGAACAUGCUGGAUGUGAGGGCAAUUCUGUGGCUGGAGAGCUAUCUGCAGACCUGGCAGUCGACCAUCCUCGUGGUGUCCCACGACAGGAACUUCCUGAACGCGGUGGCCACGGACAUCAUCCACCUGCACUCGCAGCGGCUGGACAUGUACCGGGGGGACUUUGAGAACUUCAUCAAGAUCAAGGAGGAGAGGCUCAAGAACCAGCAGCGAGAGUACGAGGCCCAGCAGCAGUACCGUGAGCACAUCCAGGUUUUCAUUGACCGCUUUCGCUACAACGCCAACCGGGCGUCCCAGGUCCAGAGCAAGCUCAAGCUGUUGGAGAAGCUGCCAGCACUGAAACCUGUGGACAAGGAAUCUGAGGUGAUCAUCAGGUUCCCCGAUGGCUUUGAGAAGUUCUCCCCCCCAAUCCUGCAGCUGGAUGAAGUAGACUUUUAUUAUGAGCCAAGUCACUACAUCUUUCAUUCCCUCUCUGUCUCUGCUGACCUGGAGUCCCGCAUCUGUGUGGUUGGGGAAAACGGAGCUGGCAAGUCAACCAUGCUAAAGAUCUUAAUGGGGGAGCUGGCACCAGUCAGAGGGAUCAGACAUGCUCACAGAAACCUAAAGAUUGGUUAUUUCAGCCAGCACCAUGUGGAUCAACUAGACUUGAAUAUCAGUGCUGUAGAGUUACUGGCAAGAAAGUUCCCAGGGAAGACGGAGGAGGAGUACCGGCAUCAGCUGGGGAGCUACGGCAUCUCCGGGGAGCUGGCCGUGCGUCCCGUGGCCAGCCUGUCCGGGGGCCAGAAGAGUCGGGUGGCCUUUGCCCAGAUGACUAUGCCCUGUCCGAACUUCUACAUCCUGGAUGAGCCAACAAAUCACCUGGACAUGGAGACCAUUGAGGCGCUGGCAAAGGCACUGAAUAAGUUCCGGGGUGGCAUAAUCCUGGUGUCCCAUGACGAACGCUUCAUCCGCCUGGUGUGCCAGGAGCUGUGGGUGUGUGAGAACGGCACCGUCACCCGCAUCGAGGGUGGCUUUGACCAGUACAGAGACAUCCUGAAGGAGCAGUUCCGCAAGGAGGGUUUCCUAUAAGGCAGGUGGGAGCCGGACUGUGCCAGGGGCUGGAGAGCAAAGCUCAGCCACCUCGGCUUCCAUCCCAACUGUGCCUGGCAGAGCGCCGAGGACGCUGCUGCCCACAUGGACCGUCAGCCAUGCCAUCAAACUGCCACCUGACCUGCUCUCCCCUCCCGGGGCCGGCUGGAAGGACAGCGCGGGAGCAGGAGCCUGGUGUGCGUGGCCAGGGGCACGCCAGGGCUCUGGCACUGGCCAGGGCUGUGCCUGGCCCUGGGCACACUGGGAAGGCUGUGCCCAGAGCUGCUGCUGUGCCGAGAGGAGGGAAGGCAGAGCAUCCUGACCCUCGGUUUAACUCUGUGCUCUGCAGGGCAGAAGAGCUGUUCUCCGUGUUUCUUCGCUUCACCCUCUGCCUUUUUCUUUCUUUGUUUUUUUGUUUAACUGCCUGAGCAUUAGUCCGGCUCCAUCACAUGCCGCUGUCCUCCCUGCUGCCUUGGAGGGAAACGAGGCAUUUGCUGCUAAAAGUGACCCCUGCCUCUUCCCCAGCCCCCCGAUGCUGGGGCUUGCUUACGUCUGUAGUGCCAAGGGAGCCAGAGCCCGGUUCUGCCGGGCGUGCUCCCUGCUCCUUUCCCUGUGCUGCUGCCGGUACCGCCUCGCUGCCUGCCUUGCCUUUGAGCCGGCUCGGGGGUGGACUGCCCUGGGGUGGGCUGCCCAGCAUCCCUUCCUGCCCACCCACACAGAGGUUGUGGUGUAAAUAAACCCAGGACGCAGU
Molecule: messenger RNA, 3072 nt
Organism: Camarhynchus parvulus
Lineage: Eukaryota; Metazoa; Chordata; Aves; Passeriformes; Thraupidae
Gene: ABCF3
Product: ATP binding cassette subfamily F member 3
Exons: 21
Coding region: 183-2321 (712 amino acids)
Molecular function (GO): ATP binding; ATP hydrolysis activity
Source: RefSeq, a predicted model, not a curated record